ACAUGCAUGAAAUGAAUUUGUCACUGUACUUUUUGAGUAGCAAACACCAAAAACAUAUAUAAACAAAUUGUUUUCUUUUCUAUUCUGUUGAAGGAUACUAAUGAUUAUAUGGUAUAUAUAUGGUGCAGCAAAAGAUAGUAAUGAAGGUGCAAAUGAAUUGCGAGAAAGGCAGAACCAAGGCCAUGAAGAUUGCUGCUGUGGCAGAAGGUGUAAUCUCAGUGGCGAUUGAAAGAGAAAAAAGUCUGGUGGUCGUGAUAGGAGACGGAGUUGAUUUGGUUAGCUUGGCCGGCUCACUAAGGAAGAAGCUUGGCUCUGCCACCAUUGAGAGCGUGCAAGAAGUGAAGGCAGAAAGUGCUAAGAAAAAAGACCCAAUUAUAUGUUAUAGCCAAUAUCCACAAUACCCCAUGUAUAUAUGCAGUGGUUUCUGAUCAAUACUCAAGCAAUUGCGCCAUCAUGUGAUGAGUAUUGCAACCUGAUCCAUGAGAUCAAUUGAGAUGUAAAACUUUUUGUCUUUGUUUUGUUCAUGCUCUUGCAUGUUGUUUUCCUUGU
Molecule: messenger RNA, 549 nt
Organism: Quercus lobata
Lineage: Eukaryota; Viridiplantae; Streptophyta; Magnoliopsida; Fagales; Fagaceae
Product: heavy metal-associated isoprenylated plant protein 41-like
Exons: 2
Coding region: 120-428 (102 amino acids)
Molecular function (GO): metal ion binding
Source: RefSeq, a predicted model, not a curated record